CGCGACUUUGGGUUGUACACCGCGUUGGCCUCAUCCGGCCAGGCUCUUUAGUAUGUUCUUCUGCGCCAUCUCUGGUGAAGUCCCCCAGGACCCGGUGGUCUCUGCGAAAUCCGGGCAUGUGUACGAGCGGCGUCUCAUUCAGAAGUAUAUCAACGAAAAUGGCACGGAUCCUGUGACAGGAGAGAAGUUGGAGGACUCCGACCUUAUUGCAGUCAAAGCUAGCCCUAAUGCUGCUCCGCCACGAGCACCCGCGCAGACGUCCAUUCCUGCCCUACUGCAGACCCUCCAAAAUGAAUGGGACGCGCUCGUGUUGGAGACCUUUGCUCUCAAACAACAAUACAACUCGACGCGUCAGGAGCUCAGUUACUCUUUAUACGCGCAAGAUGCAGCUACUCGUGUUGUAGCGCGGUUAAUGAAAGAGCGUGACGCUGCCAGGGACGCCCUUGCCAGCGUACAAGCCUCAAUGGGCAUUGCGCCGUCAGCGCCGUCAGGUGGAGACGUUGAGAUGGGCGAUGAGGGUGCAGGAGGCCUUCCAGCAGAUAUCGUGUCUCAGAUUGACGAGACCCACCAAACUCUGUCCGCCGCCCGCAAAAAGCGCAAGCCUCCCGCGAACUACGCCACUCCUGCUGAAGUCAAGACCUUCAAGGCUAAGCACACCAUUCCCUCUCUCCACUCUGCCUCCCCUGCUGGUGUGACUGCCUUGGCCGUUUCGCGUGUUGACCCCUCACACUUCCUCACUGGUGGUAACGAUAAAAUUGUUCAGCUCUAUGACAGAGAUACGGACAAGGUCUUGGCCACCCUCAAAGGUCACACCAAGAAGGUCAAUCAUGUCGCAUUCCGAGAGAAGGACGGCGAGCCUACGCUAUUGAUAUCUGGCGGAGCGGACAAGAUGGCGAAGAUCUGGUCACAUGACGCUACGUCUGGCGAGUAUUUGCCCAAGUCUACCAUCCGGUCUCACAAAGGCGAAAUUACUGGUCUGGCUGUACACCCCACGUCAACUAUCCUCGCCCUUGCUUCCCACGACAAGUCAUAUUCACUCCACGACUUGACCAACUUCAAGCAAGUUUACUUCUCCGCACCGGCGGAUGAACCUCUCACGUCGCUUUCCAUCCAUCCCGACGGCAUGCUUCUGGCAGUCGGCACGCCAGCAUCUACCAUCCAAAUAUACGAUAUACGGUCCGGCGGUAUUGCUGCUACACUCACGCCGGAGGGUAGCACACCGUUCACGGUACACACUACCAGCUUCUCUGAAAACGGAUACCACCUGCUUGCGCCAGACUCCUUGUCAUCCAUGGCUGUCUGGGACUUGCGUAAGCCUAGAAUUGCGCACUCGAUAGCCUUGGGCGAUGAUUUCAAGAUCAACAAGGUGACUUACGAUUACAGUGCUCAAUUGUUGGGUGUGGCAGGGAGCGAGGGUGCGCGGGUAUAUGCACACAAGUCAUGGGAGGAGCUUGUCAGGUUUGAGGAGGGCGGCGAGGUAUCCGACAUUGUCUUCGGCCACCAAGGCAAAGAGAUAUGGGGGGUCACAGGAAGAGAGGUGCGGGUUUGGGGAUCUACUGACGAGAGCAUGGAGACUGCUUAGUUGUAGAAAUUCUUUUUUUGUCCAUCUCUGUACUACGAAAAGACGUUCUAUCGAGCGCACGCAAGGGAGUCUACUGCCAGACCCAUAAUCUGAAGCAGCUAGUCUUGCAUUCUUUAGCUUAUCGCUGAAAUCACCAGCGGCAGUCUUCAUCGCUUUCAAUUGUGGGCCAUGUAGUAUCAUCAAAG
This is a messenger RNA of Gloeophyllum trabeum ATCC 11539, 1767 nucleotides long. Its product is annotated as WD40 repeat-like protein. Gene Ontology annotation, molecular function: protein binding; ubiquitin protein ligase activity. NCBI's taxonomy places the organism in Eukaryota, Fungi, Basidiomycota, Agaricomycetes, Gloeophyllales, Gloeophyllaceae. The transcript has 3 exons. The record is from RefSeq and is a predicted model, not a curated record. Gene Ontology annotation, cellular component: U2-type catalytic step 1 spliceosome; cytoplasm; Prp19 complex. Bases 53 to 1582 code for a protein of 509 amino acids. Gene Ontology annotation, biological process: protein ubiquitination; mRNA splicing, via spliceosome; DNA repair.